This is a messenger RNA of Cololabis saira (Pacific saury), 9458 nucleotides long. It is a transcript of the gene pik3r2, whose product is annotated as phosphoinositide-3-kinase, regulatory subunit 2 (beta). Gene Ontology annotation, molecular function: protein binding; 1-phosphatidylinositol-3-kinase regulator activity. The transcript is spliced from 16 exons. The record is from RefSeq and is a predicted model, not a curated record. Gene Ontology annotation, cellular component: phosphatidylinositol 3-kinase complex. NCBI's taxonomy places the organism in Eukaryota, Metazoa, Chordata, Actinopteri, Beloniformes, Belonidae. Gene Ontology annotation, biological process: phosphatidylinositol phosphate biosynthetic process; insulin receptor signaling pathway. The coding region runs from base 771 to 2972 and encodes 733 amino acids.
GCAGCUCCUUCCCAGGCCGCGGAGCUGGAAAAUGGCUGAGUUGUGGAGCAGCGAGCCUCGCUCGGGACGCCAGGGACGGUCGGGACGGGCGAGCCGCGGAGCCGCGGCCGAGUGAAGAGUGCGAGGCCGCAGGAAGAGCGCCCCUGCGCGGCCGAGGCCCCCCCCGGGACCCGCCUGGAGCCCCCCCCGGACCCCCGGACCUCUGGAGCCCGAGCAGCGCACACGCGUCCCAGGGUCAGGCAUAAAUCUGGCUCGUAACAUGUAGAGAUUUGAAAGAGGAGGAGAAGAUUAACAACCUUGUCCUCCCAUCAGAGCGCCGGACUCGACCGCGGUGUGCCGCCGGCGCCGGGCCCUGGACCGGCAGCGAUCCUCCGCCGGGCCGCCCCAGCUGCACCAGCCUCCAGGUUUCUGCUGCUCCAAGGAGCAUGUUUCCCAUGCUUUCCCUCUGCUCCAUCAUCUGGCUCAACCGGGGCAUCAAGCUGAGGAAAGUGCGUCAGUCCACCACCACCGGCCGGGUCUGAAGCUCGCGGCGCCACCGCGAUGAAAGCAGUCAAACUCGCUUGUUUUAAAAAUGCUUCUCAGCUUGGGGUGACUCCCCGUCCUCUCCUCACCGCCCCUGCUCCGGCCCUGUAAACCCCCGACGCCAGCCUUUUGGGGAUUCAGCGCCGGCCUUGAUUUCUGACGAGCCCCUGUUUUUCACGGCGGGACUCUCGCCACGCCGUCUGAACCUCCUCUCGGUGGCCAUUUUAGUUUUUUGCCUGUGUAACAAAAUGGCAGCGGAGGGUUUCCAGUACCGCGCGCUCUACACAUUCACGAAGCACCAGGAGGAGGACCUGGACCUGGAGGCCGGAGACCUGCUGACGGUCAGCAAGGCGUCCCUGACGUCCAUGGAGAACUUUGAGGAGGCGUUUGUGCAGCGCCCGGAGCGCCUGGGCUGGCUGCUGGGCUUCAACGAACGCACCAAGCAGCGCGGCGACUUCCCGGGGACCUUCGUCGAGUACGUCGGCCCCGUCAGGAUGGCGCUGCCGCCCAACCAGCCGCGGUCCCAGCGACCCCUCCCAGCUGCGCCCACACCAGAGUCAUCUGCAGCUGUUUUGGUGCCAGAACUCAGUGAGCAGUUCACGCCGCCGGAGACGGCGCCCCCGGCCCUCGUCAGCCUGGUGCAGGCCAUCGAGAAACGAGGUCUGGACCACAAGACCUUAUACAGAAGCGGUGGCUCCUCAGGCUCGGAGAGUCCCGUCUACACCCUGAGCUCCGAGACGGAUAUUGCCCAGACGGACGUAGGCUUCCUGUCUGAGAGCGUCCUGCAGUACCUGAGAGACCUGCCGUCGCCCGUCAUCCCUGCGUGCAUCUACCCCCAGCUGCACGCUGCUGUCCUGCAGCAGCAGCUGCUCCAGCAGUCAGGAGACGGAGCUGUGGCGGGCAGCCAUGACAGGGAGGUGAGCCUGGUCCUGGAGAACUCCCCCGCGGUCCCGCUGCACCACCGUCUCACCCUGCAGUUCCUCCUCACACACCUGGCCAAGGCCGCCCAGGCCCAGGCCGGCAACGGCCUGGACACACACACUCUGGGAACCAUCUUUGGUCCGCUGCUGAUCUGGACCGACCCCUCCUCCUCAUGGUUUUCCUCAGACGAGAACGUCCCUGCCAUGGUGGUGGAGCGGCUGCUCAUAGAGACGACUAUGCAACAGGACCUGCCUUCUCCACUCCUUCCAGCCAAGCCGGCCGUGUCAAAGAUGACCCCACCGGCCAUGACGGACCAAAACAGCCUCCUGAGUGACGCCGAGUGGUACUGGGGAGACAUUUCCAGAGAGGAGGCCAACGAGAAGCUGCGAGACACUCCGGACGGCACCUUCCUGGUCCGGGACGCGUCCAGUAAACUGGAGGGCGAGUACACGCUCACCCUCAGGAAAGGCGGGAACAACAAGCUUAUAAAGAUUUACUACCGAGAGGGUCGCUACGGUUUCUCUGAGCCGCUGACCUUCCUCUCCGUCGUGGAGCUCAUCAAUCACUACCGCCACGAGUCCCUGGCCCAGUACAACGCCAAGCUGGACACCAAGCUGCUGUACCCCGUCUCCAAAUAUCAGCAGCUGGUGAAGGAGAACAGCAUAGAGGAGGUCGGGGAGCAGCUGAAGGUUUACCACGAGCAGUUCCAGGAGAAGAGCCGCGAGUACGACUCCCUGUACGAGGAAUACACGCGCACUUCACAGGAGCUGCAGAUGAAGCGCACGGCCAUCGAGGCCUUCAAUGAGACCAUCAAGAUCUUCGAAGAGCAGUUUGAGACCCAGGAGCGGUACAGCAGGGAGUCUCUGGAGCGGUUCCAGCGCGAGGGAAACGAGAAGGAAAUUCAAAAGAUCCAGAGCAACUCGGAGCGCUUGAGGUCUCGCGUGAAGGAGAUCCACGACAGCAAGCGUAAGCUGGAGCAGGACCUGCGGCAGCAGGUUUCAGACAACAGAGAGAUCGAUAAGAAGAUGAACAGCCUCAAGCCGGAUCUCAUGCAGCUGCGCAAGAUCAGAGACCAGUACCUGAUAUGGUUGACACAAAAGGGGACGAGGCAGAAGAAAAUCAACGAGUGGCUGGGCAUAAAGAGCGACGCUGAUGAUUCCUACUCACUUGAAGAAGACGAGGGCUCCCCUCACCACAGCGAGUGUACCUGGUACGUGGGCGACAUCAAACGGACGCAGGCCGAAGAGAUGCUGAGGGGAACGUGCGACGGGACCUUCCUCAUCCGGGAGAGCCAGUCCCAGAAGGGCUCCUACGCCUGCUCCGUCGUGGUGGAAGGCGAGGCCAAACACUGCGUCAUCUACAAGACGGCCACGGGUUACGGAUUCGCCGAGCCCUACAACCUGUACUCGUCCCUCAAAGACCUGGUGCUCCACUACAAAAACGUCUCGUUGGUCCAACACAACGACCAGCUGAAUGUAAACCUGGCCUACCCGGUCCUGGCCCGCUCUCAGAACCAGCACCCGAGAUGAGUCCUCCUCCACCAGCAGCAGCAGCAGCGCACGCCGCCACCCCGGGAACGCCCAUCUCACGCUCAUACACAUCAGACGAGACAGACCACUGGACGGUACUUGUUCACAUGUUGAAGCGGUACGGAAAAAGAGAUUGUCUGUCAGGAAACGUAUGGAUGUUUUUCCUGAUUGGAGCCUGUUGCCUCUUUCUCACGUGGAUCUCAGUCCGGCUGGGACAGAACGGCCUCGUAAGAAGCACAUUACUACUGAGAACGAGGCAUCAUACGGUUUGUUUUGCUGAUGCCAUUAGUUUCAACUUGUGUAUUAGCCAAACACACCGGUAUAGUGUUGCUUAAGAAGAGAAAAGAUUACAGGAAAGUACAUUUGACACAGAAAUGAAGCAGACAAAACGUGUUUAAAGGAAUUCAAAGUACACAAAUACAUCUUGGAUCACAGAGAAGAAGUGGAAAGACCAGUCGGUGGGAUAAUAGGAACAUUUAUAAAAAAUGUGUUGUUUUAAUUCUCUUAAACACUUGAUAAAUGUUAUUUUUUUGGACGCAGGCCCACCAUGUCAUCCCCAGAGCUCAGCUUUCAUUCACUGCAGAGACUGGCGAACCGGGGCUGCUCACGCCGCAUCAUCACGGCUGAGGGACCACGGGCGGGAGAAAGGUGGUCCCUGGAGGUUUUUAGGAGUUUUAAAAGAUCCAUUUACCACAAAAGCUUGCAUAAGUGCCAUAGUAAAAGCUUUGAAUGACCGUUAGCCUGUGUUGCUAUGAUGUUGUGGAGGCACGUGGAGGCCGGACGGAGGAGGAACCGAACCGGUGGCCGAGCCACAGCUUUAAAAAAGUAUCUCGGUUCCUCUCUCACGGGGUCUCCUUUCCAACUCUUUAGAUGCCGCGUACAGGGAAUCCUGCACCGCGGCAUCGCAUACAUUGUACAUAUGUCCUAUAUUAUGACUUUAGCAUAAGUUCGACAUCACAGCACGUUGGAUGAAGGGGCACAGUUACAACUACAGUUCCCUGGGAUUCAGGUUUCCUGCGUCGGUGUCUCUUCCUCCUUUCUUUUACAUCCUUUUUAAUACUGUAGCUCCCGUAGCCCUGGAGUAAAGGCGUUGUUAGUUAGCUCCUCCUUGUGUGUCCUGUUGCUGUUUGUGCAGAGACACUUGCAAGGCAUCCACCUUUUGUGAUUAUCGUAUCUUUUUCGUACUGAGUUUGCUUGACGUCUUUAUAGAUUAGUGUGUUUCUCGCUGUUUUCCAGCCCAGUUUCUCUCAUCCGCUGCAAACCCUGGCGGCAGGAGGAGGGAUUUGUUGAUUUAAAGCCGGGCGUCCUGCGGCAGCGAGACGCCUCAGCCGUGCAGGGCGCCGGUCCCCGAGGACCCGGGCUGAAGGACACUGGUGUGCAGAGAUUCAGCCAGUGGAAGGUACUUCAUUCAGCUCACUCACGGCGUCUCCAGGACGUUUUGCAAGACAUUCAGAUUCAGUUUUAAGAGUGAAAACUAUCCACCCAGUGUGAGCCCCAUGAAGGAUGUGAGAGAGAUGAAAAAGAAACAAAAGGAAGCAGUGGUUGUCCUUUAAGCGUGGCCUCUGUGGGUUGAGAGAUUAUUCAGUGCAGUACGCAUGGAGCCCGUCACUCGGGUGCUUGUUUACUGCUUUCUUUUGUUUAUUUUCUUGGACUAGUGCAUACAGUUGUGCUUUUUGUGGUGCGUACAGUACAGUGUGGUGUACGGUACGGUGUGUGGUCUUACUAUGCAGUCGUGUUAGAAGUUUUCCAGAUGGGUUACCUCCCACUGCUCCAUGCUGCGGCGCUGGCAGUGGUUUCCUACUGUUGUUGGCUUUCUUUGUUCGUUUGUUUGUCUGUUUGUUUGUCUGUCGUCCACAUUUAUUUGGGUUGAGGUAGAGAUUGAACCGCCUCACGUCAGCGUCACUUUCAAAGCACAGUUUUGUAGAUGCAGGUUUAUGCAGUUCUGGUGUGGUCAGUAUAAUCGUUGCAAUGAAAACAAUGAAACUUACUUUCGUACGAUGAUCAAAUAUGAGUUGUCUUUCCUAUUUCUUACACACAACGGAGAGAGAAGGGCAAAAAGAAAUAGAGAUAUUUUUGUACAAGGCUAUCAAACAGAUAAGUCAUUGAUGAUAUUGCUGGAAAAAUGUCUUUUAGUUUUAAAAAUGAUAAUUGAUUUUUUUUCGGGGGGGGUUUGAAAAGUCUGAUUUUGAUAGAAAUGAAAGGUUUUCUCAUAAAAAUGAUAAGUUAAAAGUUAACAUCGGAGCUUCUCAAGCGAAGACGAUGCUGGUCGUCUUGCAUUGUUUUGGUUUUUUUUUGCAUCACAAAGUUGAGAUAGCAGCAUUUUUCUAGACAGGCCGAUCCGAUCGUCCGCUAACCUUGACCUUAGAAGACAAAGACACCGCUUUGAUAUCAGUCAGGAUUAAUCAGCUGUACUUGUUUUUGCACAGUUCUUGGCGAGUAGAAAACCCCCAAGAAUGAAAGUGGAGGUGACAGAUUAGAGGGCUACAAACAUUUUGAGUGUGAUGGACUAGAAGUGCCUUUAGUCAUCAUGAUGAGCAUGUUGGCUCGUACUGCGUUUGCCAUUGAUCAAAGACUAAAGAGUAUCUGGCAGAUAGGUGUACUUGUUGUCUUAGAUUUAGCGUGUGUGGUAAUCUGAGCAUGUUUUAGGUGGAGAACGGCUGUUUUUAGGCGUGUUUCUUCGUUGUUACAUUUAUGGAUGUUGCAUAUGGCUUCUCUCUUCAGGUGAUGCUGCACCGCAGCUCGGUGGCUUCACUGAGCACGCCGGCGGCUCCUCACCAGCUUUCUUCUUCUUUCUUGGUUAUUUUAUAUCUUAUAUCAGAUUAGACGUGUGAGCAGUGGCUCUGCCCUGUUUGUUUCGAGCCUAUUGAACAAGCUGGUUCCCUUUUUUUCAAACCGGCGAUGCGGUUGACUCAUCGACUCGUUGCUGACACAUCCGAUAUCCAGUUUCUUGGACCAACGGUUUUGUGACUGCACUUUUAUUUCUGUUCACGCUCAAAUUAAAGGACAUGCGUCAUUAUCAGUGCUGGGUUUUAUUGUCGAUAAUGUUUCAUAGGGUACACGAGGAGUGACGGACAUUUGGAUUACGAUUAUUGGAGCUAUUCUGUUUGCGGUCCACAGCUGUCGUGUAAAUCGCUCGUGACAGUUUUUAGUCCGAGUGCUUUUACGGAUCGGAUCGUAUCAGGUUGUCGGUAUUUCUUCCACACCAGACGGCUUCUGGCUCGUCAGCCACACAGUUUAACGAAUAAAGCGCCGCUGAUUUCCCUUGAAGAUGAAUCCAUCCCCAUCACAGAAAGACAGUUGUUUAUGUGGAGGUGGAUAUGCAGCUCACAGAGAGAGCAGGUCUGGACCCUGCAGGGUCAGGAAAUAGCCUUGAUUACAACCGAGAAGCACAAACCGAUUUUGGACAGUUAUUGUGGACGCGUCUGCAGGUACCACGCAGGCCCAGCGGACCGGUCCGCUGGUUCUGCUUCAUUCAGACCAAUGUCCAGAACCUCAUUAACAUAAACCAUGAUAAUAAUAAAAAUGUGACAGAAAGGCUUCCAGCGUUGCUUAUUAAACUCUUUGCAAUUUUUCUUUUUUUUUUACUUUCAUUCACUGUAAAGUAUGCUGUUAUUAUUAUUGAUAUUUAUAGAUGUUAAACAGCUGGAAGAGAUGCUCGGAGCAAAGAAACGUAGUUAAAUGAGAUGAAAUCAUCGAUCACUUAGAGUUCUGAAGCUUGAGGCUUUCAUCCCAUCCAGCUUUGAGAUACACAUCUUAGAUCGUCUUGAAAAACAGUUUUCUAUCUUUCAAAUGAUCAUAGAGGAAGUAUUUUUGCAUCACUACGGUACCCUGUAAAAUAAACUUGCUGCAAUAGUCUCAAACACAAAGCACAGCUCUUCACUGACAGAGAGGAACCCGCGUACACCAAGAUGUCUCUUACAGUUUGAAGAGUAAGAAAUACUAGAGAGUAAUAUUUUUCUAAUGAAAGUCAGGUGACAGGAACGCACGCCCUCCUUCGCUUUGAAAGCCUUGUGUAUCAGGGCUUUUAAACUCGUCUGGUCCGUACUGAACAUCAAAACCGGGACAUGUCGUUAUUUACUCAAUGAAAGUGAAGCAGGAUGCAGAAGCUGGUGUGUGAAAAAGGUUUUCUGUGCGUUAGCAGCGUUGGUUGAGGCUGAAACGCUCAACCUGUCAGUCAGAUUGAGGGGCCAGGCUCUGACUGCUGCGCUCGUCUCAUCAUUUCGUUGAUGAUUCAUCUAUUUGUCCUUUUUUGCGUGACGAUAUUAUGAAAUGACACAACAGCCUGAUGUCCAGCUGCAGAGCAGGAGACUCUGACUCAGUGGCUGCAGGACAAACCCAGACCACGACCCGUCCACGCGGCGCUGACUCUGUGUUUUCAUUAUAGCAUGAAAGAUAUAGUGUAAAAUUGUCCGUUAUUGACACAGGUGAAGGCUUUAGACCAGCAAGCCACCAGAAAGCUCAGCUCUUAGAGACGCGACUCCCUGCUGUCAUCAGAUCCGAAGGAAAAUGUUACACAAAAUGCUUUUUCACACACUGGUUCUGCACGUCGGUUUAGUCUUUGCUGAGUGGAUGAUGACGCCAUCUCACGUGUUGUUCACGUGAAGCUCUUCAUGAAGAUGUUUAUUACGUCCUGAUGCUGGAAGAGUGUGUGUUAUUGUUCACACACAACACGAGUGUCGCCGGGCACAGGUACCGUACGUUCAGGAGACGGAGGACGCUCUCACGCACGUGGUGAUGUUUGCUCGUCCAGGACGGCCCUCGCCGCCGUGCAACCGUCACGUAUUACAACCUUUUUUGCUCUUGUUUGCUCACACGAGGAUCUGUGUGGUGGUUUUGGAGUUUUGUGUUAGUUGUGAGUAGAGGCAGUGUUACACGUGCACCAUUUAAAAGAUGCGCUUGAUUUUUGCAGAAAUGACCUGUCAAAGUAAAAGAAAUAAACCCUGUCGGGGUCAUCAUCGCUCCUCUGCAGAUCUGUGCUCUUUUACGGUGCCUGAGUAUAUUUCUGUUUCAUUGUUUUGGCUUUUUAAAAAAGCUCAUACAUGUGUUUGUCCAAGUGUCGCUUAUUUUGAUGUUGUUUAUGUCUGUUAAUGAGUUUAUAGAGCCUAUAAAGAAAAAAAAUAAGCUAGCUUGAUUUUCUUUUCUUCUAUACAACAAAAAAAAACAAAUGUUUACAAUAUGUAAUUAACCAAAUAAUAAAUAUGCGCUCGUGGAGUCCGUCUGUCCCGCAGAGGUCGGGAUAGACGGACUUUAUUUCUUUAUUUCCUCUGGUUUGUUUGUUUUUCACACUUGAAAAUGCAAUGACAAGUUUGUCUGGGGUUUUUGUUGUCGUUUUGUUUUUUGUUUCUGAUUUAACUUGCUCCUCUAUUUGUCUUUGAGAUGAACGUGUAAGAACAUAAAAACAGUGCUCCCUCGACAGCAGUUCGCCCGGAUCCACGACUCCUCGUCACUCUUUACCUGCUGAUGAUUUCAAAUCACACUGAACCUUGAAUAUGCUUGAACUGACCUGUUGGAGCUCCUGUUGUCUAUAUUCUUCACCGCCUCCACUCUGCCGGCGUUCCUGUCAAACACACUUCAAAGAACUCAAAGAAGAGGAGGGUGCCGUGAGCAUGUUGUGAAUAACUUUAAAAAAAAAAAUGCAUACUUGAGUACAGUUUAUGUACAUCAACCCACAUGGAAAUUCAGGAACUGCGACCAGGAGGCGACCUGCUCUUGGUUUUGUACUUUACUGCAAAUGGUUUUCAAAUGAAAAGCUGAUUUAUCUGCUCUGUUGUUUUUAGUUAACCCUCUUUCUUUUCUUUAAGACCAAAAUGUUGCCGAUGUGUAACGCGUGAUUACAUUUACAGCUACACUUUCAUUCCCUUUUCUGCCUGUUUUCCCACAUCACCACGUCCGUCCGGACGUUUCUCUGAAGGUUGUCAGUUUAUUUCCUUAUUUCUUUUCCCUCUUUUAUUUUUGUCUUGAUGUAUCUAAUGUUAAUGGGUUUUUUUUAGUGAUUUUUGGUGUACGGUAGUUGUUAUUCAGGAUCGCACUUAGCAUGUUAGUGACUCUUGCAAUAUUUACAGGACAGCAACAGCUUCCUCCUUCCACACUAAUCACCCAUCGCGCUCGCUCUACAGUUUACCUAAGAAGUUCGCUUUGCCCAGCUAAACGUUCUGCUUGUAACUAUAGUUGUCAAAGAGGCGAUUAGCUCCUUUUUCUCUCAGAGCGGGUGGACGCGGAUGGGGCAGCCAGAUAAAGCUACUUUACACCAAAGUGCAAUUGAAUGCAGAGGGAGCACUGUUGUUUCUGCCGGCGGAGGCCCCGCAGGUGGUGGUACGCCCAGCCAUAGUGUAUGAAAAGAUGUUUAUUCUUCUCUGGUGACAUCCUCCCUCCAUCAGUCUUUCUUAACUCGGAUGAGACGUUUCUUUCUCUCGGACACGUAUUCUUUGAUCUGUACAGUUCUCUCUGUAGGCUAAUGCAAUGAUUUUAAAAGACAAUAAAAGACUG